AACAAUAGAGGGAGACUCAAAAAAUAAUGAAUGAUUUGUUUACUAAACAAGACUAACAGCUGUAAAGUUUGCAAACUUGUGAUCGGACAAUUUCAUCAUGUUUGGACAGAGGAUUGUUUCGAAUCCGAUUAUUUUUAAAGCUCUACAGUCAAGAUUUUACGCAUCAACUGGUUGGAAAGUAACGAAGGGUAAAGAUGUUGCGAGGUAUUCAGCUGCUGCUGCAAUCGGUUUUCUUGGACUAACUUUCGCUUCUGUCCCUUUAUAUCGGAUAUAUUGUCAAACUACUGGUCAGGCUGGUCAACAAGGGUUCGUUGGGUCGACUGUUGAUCAAGUUGAAAAGAUGAAGAUUGACAAAAGUCGUAGACUGAGGGUAUCAUUUGUUGCUGAUGCCACCAAUGAUCUUCAAUGGGAAUUUAAACCGAUUCAACAUUCAAUUGAGGUCAGUCCUGGGGAGACAACAUUAGCAUUUUUUACAGCCAAAAACCCUCUUAAAGAAGCAGUUAUCGGAAUAGCAACUUAUACUGUUCUGCCGUUCGAAGCUGCUAAAUAUCUCAAUAAAAUUCAAUGUUUUUGCUUCGAAGAGCAAAGGUUGAAUGCUGGUGAAGAGGUCGACUUACCUGUCUUUUUCUAUAUCGAUCCGGCAUAUAAUGAUGACGCUAGAUUGGAUACAGUUAGUGAAAUUAUAUUGUCUUACACAUUUUUUGUAGCUAAAGAAGGGAUUAAAUUGCCAAUUAUCGGUCAAAUGAACCCUUUACCGACUUGAUUUCCUUCUGACUUGACUUCGUUUUGCUCGAUUGUAAUUUGGAAACUUUAAAUAUUGUAAAUUUAAUCUAUUGAAAUUAAAAUUAACCAUAAUUUCGCAAUCGUUUCA
Tetranychus urticae (two-spotted spider mite) is the source of this 871-nucleotide messenger RNA. It is a transcript of the gene Cox11, whose product is annotated as Cytochrome c oxidase copper chaperone COX11. Gene Ontology annotation, molecular function: copper ion binding. The record is from RefSeq and is a predicted model, not a curated record. Gene Ontology annotation, cellular component: mitochondrial inner membrane. Lineage: Eukaryota; Metazoa; Arthropoda; Arachnida; Trombidiformes; Tetranychidae.